AUGCGUCUUCAUGGUGCUUUGCAGAGUCAUGCUCCAAUUGCGAAAAAUGAAUCAUCUACCACAUUAGGUCUAGUCAAAGAACAAUCAGAAGGUGUUGGCGCCCGUGUGAGACGAAGUAUUGGCACCAACGCGGUCAAGCAUAUUGAUCCAUUUCUAAUGCUGGAUGAAUUUUCUGUGAAUGCGCCAGCUGGCUUUCCAGAUCAUCCACAUCGUGGAUUCGAGACAGUAACUUAUAUGCUGACAGGCAGUUUCCAACAUGAAGAUUUUUGUGGGCACAAAGGUGUUAUCAAUCCUGGAGAUUUGCAAUGGAUGACUGCAGGCAGAGGAAUAUUACAUUGUGAAAUGCCUCUCGAAAACUCGCCAAUAACUGCUCAUGGUCUUCAAUUAUGGGUUAAUCUUGGGCGAGAGUUUAAAAUGACUGAACCAAAAUAUCAAGAGUUAUUAGAUAGAGACAUACCGCGUGCAACAUCCGACGAUGGUCUAGUCAACGUUAAAAUUAUUGCCGGUGAAUCGAUGGGAAUUCAAAGUCCAGUGUACACAAUAACUCCGACAAUGUAUUUAGAUUUUACUGUGAAACCAACUGGUCAAUUUACACAAUCGAUACCCAAUAAUUGGAAUGCUUUUUGUUACAUUCUUUCGGGCUCCGGUGAAUUUGGUUCAAAAACUACAAAAGCAGAUGCACAUAAUAUACUGGUUUUAUCUCUUGGAAAUACGUUACAAUUUAAAAACACCAGUCAAACAAGUGAUUUACGCUUUGUUUUAAUUGCGGGAAAACCGCUCAACGAGCCUAUCGUACAAUAUGGACCGUUUGUAAUGAACACGCAGAAAGAAAUUGAACAAGCCCUUCGUGAUUUUCACGAAAACAGGAAUGGAUUCGAAAAUGCUGCAAAAUGGAGGAGUAAAGCAGCGUCUGCACAUUAA
Didymodactylos carnosus is the source of this 921-nucleotide messenger RNA. The record is from the annotation of a GenBank genome assembly. Lineage: Eukaryota; Metazoa; Rotifera; Eurotatoria; Philodinida; Philodinidae.